This is a messenger RNA of Trichoderma virens Gv29-8, 429 nucleotides long. RefSeq lists its product as uncharacterized. The transcript has 2 exons. The record is from RefSeq and is a predicted model, not a curated record. The annotation marks the transcript as partial. Lineage: Eukaryota; Fungi; Ascomycota; Sordariomycetes; Hypocreales; Hypocreaceae.
GUUCUCUUUAAGUUCCGUCCAGAUGUCUCCUCGGCGCACAAGUCCAAAUUCGUCUCCGAAUUAAAAACCCUCAAGACCUUACCCUGCGUCCUAGACGGUCGCUUGAUAGUCGGGGGACCCUCAAUUACGGAUCCCAUCGAAAGGAGUAAAGGAUUUGAGUUUGCGCUUCUAAGUUACCAUCGCAAUCGUGAAGCCCUGGCAGAGUAUCAGGCCAGCAAGGAACAUCAUAGGGUGACGAGUACAUAUAUGUUCCCGUAUAAGGAAGAUUUGUUUCGGUUCGAUUUUGAAGUUGAUAGUGAGGAUGAAUAUAUGUGUCAAGGGAUUGGGAAUGCACUGCUGAAAGGACUGGUGGCGCCGCCGUCAGAGCAAGAGGAGAGAAAUCAGAACGGAGAGAGAGAGAAUAGAGUUCAAGUCGAGAAAAGAGUAUAA